Marmota monax (woodchuck) is the source of this 9367-nucleotide messenger RNA. RefSeq names its product mitogen-activated protein kinase 10 (gene Mapk10). Gene Ontology annotation, cellular component: nucleus; cytoplasm. The record is from RefSeq and is a predicted model, not a curated record. Gene Ontology annotation, molecular function: JUN kinase activity; ATP binding. Lineage: Eukaryota; Metazoa; Chordata; Mammalia; Rodentia; Sciuridae. Gene Ontology annotation, biological process: JNK cascade; protein phosphorylation. Bases 676 to 1956 code for a protein of 426 amino acids. The transcript has 14 exons.
UAGGUUCCACAAUGGUACAGGCAGCAUCACGCUGCACAAUGGUUUCCAGGCAGUGAAAGAGGGUGAUUCAGCAAGCCACUCUCCUUCUUCUUUUUUAAAAUCCUCCCCUUUUCUUUUUAUUUUUAUGGGGGUUGGUGGUGCAUGUUAUAUGCUUACCUUUUUUUUUUUUUUCCGUUUUCAUUUUUACAAAUUUCUUUUUUUCUCCUCACCCCUCAAUUCCUAGGGGCUUGAGUGAGUUUAAGACUGGGUCUUCUUGGAAAUCACCUCUCUAUCAUUAAUUUUAAAUAAUCUCUCCACCUCCAAAAAAUUAUCUUCCUCAUUACAGUUUGGAAUGUGGUCAAUGAAAACCAAGUAGGGAGGAUUUCUGGGGCAGACAUUGCCGGAUCAGGAUCGUAGUUCUCAGACACGGAAUGGCUAGCGUGAGAAAUAUCAACAGCAGGACCAUCUCAGAUCUUGGUUAUGGCAACUCAUGCAGGAAGCUGUUGAAUUAGACCCAUUUCCUAUAGAUGAGAAACCAUAUAAGCAGUGGUAUUUAUGAGCCUUCAUUUCUUAUACUACUGCAGUGAACCAACCUUGGAUGUGAAAAUUGCCUUUUGUCAGGUGUGUGUUCCUUACAGGUAGAACAAGGGAUUUGAUAAACAAGUGGAUGUGUCAUAUAUUGCCAAACAUUACAACAUGAGCAAAAGCAAAGUGGACAACCAAUUCUACAGUGUGGAAGUGGGAGACUCAACCUUCACAGUUCUCAAGCGCUACCAGAAUCUAAAGCCUAUUGGCUCUGGGGCUCAGGGAAUAGUUUGUGCUGCAUAUGAUGCUGUCCUUGACAGAAAUGUGGCCAUUAAGAAGCUCAGCCGGCCAUUUCAGAACCAAACACAUGCCAAGAGAGCUUACCGGGAGCUGGUCCUCAUGAAGUGUGUGAACCAUAAAAAUAUUAUUAGUUUAUUAAAUGUCUUCACACCCCAGAAAACGCUGGAGGAGUUCCAAGAUGUUUACUUAGUAAUGGAACUGAUGGAUGCCAACUUGUGUCAGGUGAUUCAGAUGGAAUUAGACCAUGAGCGAAUGUCUUACCUGCUAUACCAAAUGUUGUGUGGCAUCAAGCAUCUCCACUCUGCUGGGAUUAUUCACAGGGAUUUAAAACCAAGUAACAUUGUAGUCAAGUCUGAUUGCACAUUGAAAAUCCUUGACUUUGGACUGGCCAGGACAGCAGGCACAAGCUUCAUGAUGACCCCUUAUGUGGUGACACGUUAUUACAGAGCCCCUGAGGUCAUCCUGGGAAUGGGCUACAAGGAGAACGUGGAUAUAUGGUCUGUGGGAUGCAUUAUGGGAGAAAUGGUUCGCCACAAAAUCCUCUUUCCAGGAAGGGACUAUAUUGACCAGUGGAAUAAGGUAAUUGAGCAACUAGGAACACCUUGCCCGGAAUUCAUGAAGAAAUUGCAACCCACAGUAAGAAACUAUGUGGAGAAUCGGCCCAAGUAUGCAGGACUCACCUUCCCCAAGCUCUUUCCAGAUUCCCUCUUCCCAGCGGACUCUGAGCACAAUAAACUUAAAGCCAGCCAAGCCAGGGAUUUGUUGUCAAAGAUGCUAGUCAUUGACCCAGCCAAGAGGAUAUCAGUGGAUGACGCCUUACAGCACCCUUACAUCAACGUCUGGUACGAUCCUGCUGAAGUGGAGGCGCCUCCACCUCAGAUAUAUGACAAACAGCUGGAUGAAAGAGAGCACACCAUUGAAGAAUGGAAAGAACUUAUUUACAAGGAAGUGAUGAGUUCAGAAGAAAAGACUAAAAAUGGCGUAGUAAAAGGACAACCUUCUCCUUCAGGUGCAGCAGUGAACAGCAGUGAGAGUCUCCCUCCAUCCUCGUCUGUCAAUGACAUCUCCUCCAUGUCCACCGACCAGACCCUGGCAUCUGACACUGACAGCAGCCUGGAAGCCUCGGCGGGACCCCUGGGUUGUUGCAGGUGACUAGCCGCCUGCCUGCGAAACCCAGCGUUCUUCAGGAGAUGAUGUGAUGGAACACACACAUACACACACACACACAGACACUCAUGCACACACACAAAUGCAGACACAAAAUGUCAAGAAAUCAGAAAGGGAGAGAAUCCAAGCCUAAAAUUGAAACAAAUCUUUCAGCCUGCUUCUUCUCCAAAGUUCUGUAAUGCAGCUAAGCUCAAAUGUCUAUUUAACUUCUAGUUGCUCUUGCUUUGGUCUCCUUCCAGUGAUGCUUAUUACAGAAAGCAGAUCAAACACAAUUAGAGAAGCCUUUCACAUAAAGUGUAAUUUAAAUGGCUGCAAAACCAGCAACCCGUAACUGCCCUUUCAAAUGGCAUGACAAGGUGUGCAGUGGCCCCAUCCAGCAUGUGUGUGUCUCUAUCUUGCAUCUACCUGCUCCUUUUGGCCUAGUCAGAUGGAUGUAGAUACAGAUCCGCAUGUGUCUGUACUCAUACAGCACUAUGUAGAGAUGCUACUGUCAGUGUCCUCAGGGCUGUCCCAAGACAUCACGCACUGGGGUACCACAUGGUCCAUUUCAUGUGAUCUAUUACUCUGACAUAAACCCAUCUGUAAUAUAUUGCCAGUAUAUAAGCUGUUUAGUUUGUUAAUUGAUUAAGCUGUAUGUCUUAUAAGAAACCAUGUAAAGGGGGAUAUAUGAGGGGAGUGAGCUCUCGGACCCUUGAAGAUGUAGCUUCCAAAUUUAAACUGAUUAAAUGGCACCUGUAUACCAAUUUAUAGAAAGAACAUAUGUGAUGCUUAUGUACAGUGUGUGUGUGGGGAGGGGUAACAGUUUUCAGGUUCUGAAUGGUUUGACCUUUAGAAAGAAGGUGUGAAUAAAGGCUGAGGACCUUUUCUCAGACAGCAAACAGGUUGCAGGGAGCAGAGAGUAGGGCUGAGGUGUGGACCAGAACCGAAAGGAAAUUAUUGCCCAGGUGCUAGGGGGCACCACUGUCCAUAUUUUAAAGAGUAGACCCCCAUUUGUCAUUUCUAGAUUACAUGUCAUGACAGGAGGCUGUAGGAGAGUGGCAGGUGGUGAGGCAGGGUCAUCACAUACACUUUGGAAGGUAAGAAUCCUUCCCAGAAACAAAGUGGAAUUGCCUUCCUGUGACUUACUUAGCAGAACACAAGCCCACCUAGACUCCUUUCAGAUUGUAGGUUGACUUUUCUAUUUGUGGACUGCUUCCCAGAUUCAUAUCCUGCCAAGGUUUUAUUUUGAGAAGAAAUACUGCUUUCCUCUUCUGGAAGAAAAAUACAAUUAACUAGUUAAAAUAAAAUCCCCAAAGCACAGGGUGAUCCUUAGAUUAGCAUUUGAAAACAUCUCCAGAGACAUUGGUAUUUCUCAGGAGUUUCCCUGACUCCUUUAUAUGACUAAUGUUUCAUGUUUAUUUAUUUAUUUUCAUGAGUUUGAACAAUCCAAGAAGGGCUGAUAAUCAGAAAUUUGUACUGCAGUAGAUGUGAGAGCAAUAACUGCCACAAGUUACUGCGGCUAAAUGGUGUUAGCAAUAUGAGUUUGUCUCAAAGCCAUGAAGCAUUAAUGUCGAUGUUUAGCAAAAUCAUCUGAAUUUAGUUUCAAUUAAAUGAAAGUGCUUUUCCGAGCACCGAUGGAGGCACUGUGAAACCUCUUGGUUAUAUACUCGGCAAUACCAGUGUGACUUCUCAGCAAUAAUAGGAACGAGACACAGGCUUCCCUUCUUUUUUCACUUUGGUGAAGUACCAUCACAGUUAUUUGCACUCUAGCCAUUUUGGUGCUCACCAAUGUGGUGAUAUUUCACCUGAAAAAGAAGUGAAACACAUGAAAUGGAUGGUUGGUGAGUGUGAUAUGACUGGCAAAUGGAAAGCCCCACAGAAACAGAGAGAAGGAGAAUGCCAUUACUCUGCAAACUGCCUUAAUACAAUAACAGAGAAGCUGUCUCUUUUCAAGCAAUAGAGUCCCUAGGGACCUGCACCCACCACUACCACCACCACCACCACCACGUGAGCUGUGCUUCCUUUGUGGGAUUGCUUCACACACUAGGAUUCCUUAUAAGGGGCAAUUUGCUUAAAAUGGAGAGAACAUCAUUAGAUUGCACAGCUUAUCCCCCGGAAUAAGAAUGUCCCACUCUAUCUUGCUACCAUUCUUUUUGGUUAAUAUUUCAGAUGACCUGGGUCAUAUUAAUGCCCCCUCCUUCAUAUGAGCUCUGUUACUUUUCUUUCUGUUGAAUUCCUUUCUUUUAAACUUCUUUUAUUUGUAUCCAUACUCUCUACUUAUCCUCUUCCUCUGUAUUUUGUCCUUGAUAUAUCUGUGGCCUCACCCCCCAACCCACACACACACUUUAUACCACAUGGGAUUAAGUGCAGAGAGCAGACAGCUGCUUGAAAGACACAAGUCUGGAGGGGAAUUUCAUCAGUCACAGAUGACACCAGACACAAAGGGAGAUCUCCAGCAGCAUCCUCAAAGAUCUUGACAGGAAAGUUAUCUAUCUAUCUAUCUAUCUAUCUAUCUAUAUUUUUUUUUUUUUGGUAGAUGGACACAAUACCUUUAUUUUAUUUAUUUAUUUUUUAUGUGGUGCUGAGGAUCGAACCCAGGGCCUUGCACGUGCUAGGCAAGUGCUCUACCAUUGAGCCCCAGCCCCUGCCCCAGCCCCAGCCCCAGAAAGGUUAUCUUUCAUUUUGCACAAGCAAUGGGAUUUUGCUUCUUUUAUUCACGCAGACCAAAUCUGUCAAGAGCUAGACAUUUCCCCACCCUUGCUAUUGUAGCCUUCCCUAAGCUCCACUAGUCUUUGAUCUCCAGUUCCUUCAAUGGGUCUUGGCGCUGGUUACCUGUAGUGAUAGAUCUGUUAUUGCCAAGAAACUUGGAUUUAAGCAGCAUUUACAAAUAGAGGUAAGGGUUUGGCCUCUGGACUUCUUGUGGGAUUAAUUUUACUAGGUGACCAAAGCAGGAAAGAUGAGGGGAGAUGGGACAACAAAGAGAAUCACCACUUUAAAAACCCCCCACUCCUUCCUGUCUUAGGUCCCCUUCGUUAUGAUAUCUUUAAAAGAUAGUUAUGUUAUGGUCAAAUUCACAGAAUAUAUUAUGUUCUGCAUUGUUUUCUUUUCUUCAAAAUAGAAAAAGCACCAAAUAUUUGCUAUGUAGUUACUUGUUAUUCCAAAAAGAUAGAUGGUCUUACCUUUUGGGCAGGAAAGUGUCAAGUCACCUGAACUAUAUUUCUACUAAAAGUGGAGAUCCUGCUUAUGGUGGGGGCUCAUUUUGGAACAGGAAGUUGGUACUCUGAGGCAUCUAACCUUCUGUCUCCUCUCUAGGCAAUUGGUUUCACAGUAAUUCUUAAUAAAAUAUUAUGUAGUGUUCUGCAGAAGGGAUGGCUGGUACCCAUCUGUAGAAAGAAUUAAAUUGUGAGAGUUUAACUAAAUCACCACCAAUUUAGACAUGUCUUUGCUAUUUUUAUAUGUGUUUGGGGGCUCAGUAUGCUCAGUUUUACAAAGGGAUACAUUAACCUUACAACAAAAAUUUUUAUUGUGAAAUAAAAGCUGAAACUAAGAUUUCACCAUCAAAAAAAAAAAAAAAAAAAAAAAAGAAUCUAAUGUCUGAGCUUUGUGGUGGCCCAGGUCAAUUUCCACCAAUUAGAGGAGGCUAUUUAAUCAAUAAAGCUGGCCAAGAAGCUGGAUACUUUCUCUCAAUCUGUUGUCAUUUUCAGAAAAAAUAUUAUCUAAAGAUACUGAUAACAGCUGACUGGCAAAUUAGAGAAUUAGUCUUGGCAAAAGGCACAAUGAAACAAAUGAGAAUACAUAAAUAGUUUUGUGACCUGUCAGGGGAAAGAACAAUAAAAUGAAUGUCUAAAAAUUUAAAUAUUCAUUGUAUAACCUAAGACACAAAAAAAUCUAUAUCUGUUCAAUUCUCUUAACAUAUGACAAUCUACAUCUUAAAAACAUUAUGUUAUGCAAGACUACUGUCAACUAGUUUUGCUGGAAAAAAGGUCUUCUGCAGCUCAGAGGAGUAAAUUUGCUCUAGGAAUUUUUAUCCCCUCCUCUUUGGGUUUGAAGAGUAAUCCCCCUCUCCAAUCAGUCCUCCACACACAUUUUAAUUGUAAGAGUUCAACAUUUUAUACAGAUAUUAUUAAACCAACCAGGAAACUCCUUUAUGUAAAAACAAUAAAACUGUUACAAUGUAAAUAGUUAAAUUUGUUAUUUUCCUUGUAAUUACAAUAUACGAUUUCUCCCUCUCCCUCUCUGCUCCCCCUCUCUCCCCCCACCCCUCCAUUUUUUUUUUUUUGCACUUAGUUCUUUAACUGUUCACUUCAACCCAUUUCUUUGGUCAUUCAAAUGGAAAUGGAAGCCUCUCUUUAUGUUUGGACUCCUGUAUAUCUACCUUUUGAUUAUGUGGGACUGAUGGCCAGUAUAUCCUAAUAGAAACAAAUCUCCCAGCCCUUAUCUAGCAUUAUCUGUUCACCUUGCCAUGUCCAUCUUGCAAUGAGAUUUAACUUGCACCUGCCUGUUAUUCUGCAUGAUUGGACUCCAAAGACGAUUACCAAUGAUGAGAAUUGUCCUGUGUCCAUUGUUUAUAAAAUGUACUUAAAGCACACACAUAUGCACACACAUUCUCACACAUACUCUUACAGUUUUAGGUCAACCCUGGAAGUCAGAACCAUACAGGUCCAGUUUUUUUACAAGGUCUUAGAGGUGAGAACUGAAGUCAAGCAGCCAGAUGGAUAAAAUGCAAUCUUGGUGAUGUCUAAUAGGGAUUUGAAAUCAUUCAAGUCAUUUCUGUGUUCUUUCUCACAUUUUUUCGUUUCCAAUUUUUCCUUUAUAUUGUCUUUGGACUAGAGGAGAGCUUUGACUUCUUUUGACUCUUCGUAGGGGUUACUGAUCAAUAUAUUGUGUUUCUGUUUCAUAUGGAUUAUUAAAACUGAAGGAAAUCUGAUUCUAUUAACAUAAAACUAAAUCCAAACCCAGACUUUGUUGGAGUUUGCCUGUUAACAAUGGUUAUUGUGAUUGUUGCUGUGGGUUUUGUGUACAGACAGUAACUCUGACGGGUCGCUCAUCAUUUCAUUUUGACCCCUGGUGAAAGAAGCUUGUAGUGUGGUCUGAUUGCACCAGGGAAUAAAUAAGAAAUGAGCAAUGGACUAAUUUCUCACCGUGGGUCAAGAGUGUAUACUAUGAAUACAACCAUAGAAUGCUGUGUUUUCAUUUGAGAUUGGCGUCUUCUAAAAAUAACUUCAUUUAUGUCAUUUAAUACUAGUUGUAUAUCUACAAUUUAGUAAAUUUUCUUUAAAGUAGAAAAAUCAGCAAAAUAAAAACAGGUCAUGUUCUAGGAGUAUUGAGUAAGAAAAGCAGGAUUAAAUUUCCUAGGUUAAUUAUCAGAAAAUCUAAUCAUUUAAAUAUUAUCCAAGAGAUUUCUCUGUGUCUACAUGGUAGCCAACUUUAAUAUCUCAAACUCUUUGGUGAAUUAAAAAAUGUGAUUUUGUGGCUGGAUGAAGGAGGAAGCCACUGAUCUUGUUUAGUUUACCAGGCAGUGUUUUAAUAUUGAGGAGGGGCCCUUCUAUUUCUAUAAAUAAUAUGUUUUAUUAACAAAUCAAUUAUUAUAAAGCCUGGAAGAAUAACAUACCUAUUCUUUGGGGUUAUCAUGCUUAUUCUUUUAUUUAUUUGAGAAAAAAAUAGAAACCAACAGCCUUUCAGUACCUCUGGAAUAGCUCCUGUGCUACUUUCCUUCACAAAUCCUUCUUUCUUAAAUAAUGAAUCUAAAAGUGAUGAAGCAUAGGUACCACAAGAAUAAGAAGGGAAAUUGUAUUCCACAGGAUGAUUGCACAUGGAGUCAGAAGGAGUUAAUGGUAUGCUCUAGGUACCAUAAAAGAUUACCAAAUAUUUGGUAAUUUUGACCAGGUUUGCAAGUACAAGAAGUGGGGCUAUUGGGCAUUACUUUUUUGAAGCAAUGUAUAGAACAAUGAACCUAAAAGGAUGAGUUUAUUUGUUCAGUAGCUGCCCUAGUUAUAGCCAAGGUAGAGAUUUCUCAUAUUACAGAUUCACCAAGAUGAUUUUUGUACAUGUAAUCUUCCUUUUCUGCAAGAGUUUUGAAAGGCAUGCCUGGAAGACAUUUGCAAACAGUGAAGCACACAAAAGGGUCCGUCACCUCUGGUCACCUCCUGUCUAGAGCCACCCUACCUUGAAAGUCUUCAGUCUUGGUACCAGACUGAAUUCCAUCAGCUCAACAAUUUAGAUCAAUUUAAAUAUGUUGCUGAAAACGUGCUCUGGAGAUUUACAUUUCUGGGACACAUGAAAAGUGAUAACAUGUGGAAAAGAAUCAAAUACCCUUUUAAAAUUUUCUAUUCCCUUUAUGUCAAAUAUUUCUUUCUUUAAAGAUGCAUUUUUCCUGUUCAAUAAAAUCAACAUAAAAAGAAGUCUAAAAGGCAACUUAGAGGAUUCAAGCUUCACUCCAUGGAAGUGAUAAUUUUCACUUCCUCAUCAAUGAGUUUCUGGUAUUGUUCUUCAUUUUACCUUGUCUGGACUCUUUCAGUUAAACCAAUGGCUCAUAUUCUUUGCAACUCAAAAGCAGGCACAAACACUAUCCAUAUUAUAAACCCUCCACACUGCCUGCAAAACCAUCUCAAAUAUAAGCUGUCUUCCAUUUACACUUUUAAAUCAGUGUUGGCAAAAAUACUGUCUAAAACAAUUAUAUAAAAUAAAAUUUUAUAAUGCAAAUAAUAGUAUUUUACACAGGCAAAAAGAACUAAUAGUAUUAGAAUAUUUCUUUUAUAAGAGGAAGAUUUGCAAAAUGCAAUCACCUCUUCCUUAAUGUUAAUAUAUUACAAAAUUGGCUCUAAGCAAGGUCUAGGAACACCGUUCUGAAUUUCUAGUCUAAUUUCUGAGCUAUAUUUUAAAACAGUUUAUUAUUUCACUCCAAAGACAUUUAUUGAACACCUUUGUGUACCUUUGUGUAGGAGACAAAAUGUGUGGUCCUUAUCUUCAAAAAUUCAGAGUUAAGAAAUCUGUAUUUAAAAAUAAGUGAUAAGAGCAAAAUAUCUUUAUAUCAUUUGCUUUCUUAAAUAAUAGUAUUUAAAUUAGUGGUAUUACUUGAAUCCAUUUUUACUGUAUGCUUUAAGCAAUGAAACAGCAAAUCUGCUUCUUCCAAUGUUCUCAUUUUGUCUAAUUGUAUCUAAGUACACUUAAUGAAUCAGCUUAAGAGAAUUUUGGUAUUUUCCAUUAUAUUAUGGGAGAUGAAAUCAUUUUUACAACUUAUAUAAAGAACAGUAUGUGUGUUUGUCUGCAGUGCAAAAGAUUUGCUUUAACACAUGUUUCCUAUGGGGUUUGGAUGCUGAGAUUGAGGCUCAUACUGCUGGCAUCACAAUAUCCACAUCAACAAACAAAAUCACCAGGGGUACUGGUAUCUCUGCAGUGAACAGAUACACUGAAGCCA